CUAGAAAUUAACCCCUUCCCAGCCAGUGCCAUUAGUACAGUGACAGUGCAUAUGCAUAGCAUUAUCACUGUAUUAGUGUCACUGGAGAUGUUAGUGUCACUAACUUCCCACCCAGUGUCAGUUAGUGUCAUAUUGCCUGCCACACUAUCACAGUUCCACUAUAAGUCCCUGAUCAACGCCAUGAAAAAAAAAAAAAAAAUUACAGUAUAUCGUUGUAGAUGCUACAACUUUCACACGAACUAAUUAAUAUGCACUUUAUUUUUACCAAAGACAUGUAAUAGAAUUCAUUUU
Staurois parvus is the source of this 291-nucleotide messenger RNA. The record is from the annotation of a GenBank genome assembly. NCBI's taxonomy places the organism in Eukaryota, Metazoa, Chordata, Amphibia, Anura, Ranidae.